CUGUUGUUGUUACGUAACACACACUGUAACGUGCUCUCUUGCGUAACGCUCGCGUCUGUCCGCGCGUGCGCAGUCGCGCUGUGGUCUGUCCGCCAUUGAGACACACGAUCUCAGAUAGAAACGGGUCAGAGGCAGCGACACAGACGACACUCACGUUUCUCCACUCCUCGUGCUCUGAAGUUUGACGGUUACCGUUUUUUAUCAACGUCUUUUUACAGUCCGUUUACACUGGUGUUUUCUUUUUUUGUCCCGAGGUACGUUUGAUGGACCAGCACAGGAUAUUUUAGCAGCGUUUAGUGUUCCCGUUAGCGGGUUAAGCGAACCGAGCCUGGCUCUGCUCUGGGGGCAAGUGCGCCUGCAGCAGCUCAGCGUUUGAUGGAUCCUAGAAUCGCCUGGUUUCAGCCAGAACAGCGAGGACCUGCCAACAACCUGUGGAUGCACAUCUGGGAAACGACGCAGACGCUGGGAAACCUUUACUUCAACAACAACUGCAACACAGCCAGCGCCAAACUGACGAGCGGCGGCGGAGGCGACGGUGCUUCGAGUAACGCGGCCGACAGCAGCGGAAAGCCCAAGGAUCAUCAGGGGAUGUCUGGAUCCAAACCCGACAGUGAGGUCUCCGAACAACUAGACUUCAUCCCUCUGGAAGCCAAUAACAACAAUAACAGCAGCGGCGGCAGGGCAGGCAGAGGUGUCGGUGGAGGGGGGCAAGUGGGUGGCAGCAGGGUCGCGGGAGUGGGAACGGAGUUGCCAAGCAAGAGGAAAAGAGACAACAAGGCGAGCACCUUUGGCUUUAACAGGAGUCUGCUGCUGACGGAUGGGGCGGAGGACAUUUACACGGGCACACCGUGGAAGAGCAGAAACUACUCGGAAGGCAUUGUGGGGCUGCAUGAGGAGAUCAAGGACUUUUAUGAGUAUAUUUCUCCUCGUCCAGAGGAGGAGCACAUGAGGCUAGAAGUGGUGGCCAGGAUCCACAGGGUCAUCACGGACUUGUGGCCCAAUGCCGAGGUUCAAGUGUUUGGCAGCUUCAGCACAGGCCUGUAUUUACCUACAAGUGAUAUAGACUUGGUGGUUUUUGGUCACUGGGAGACUUUACCUCUCUGGACUCUGGAAGAGGCGCUGCGCAAGAGAAAAAUUGCAGAUGAGAACUCUGUCAAAGUCCUGGACAAAGCAACGGUCCCCAUCAUUAAACUGACAGACUUGCACACAGAGGUAAAAGUGGACAUCAGCUUUAACGUACAGAAUGGGGUUAAAGCUGCAAACCUCAUCAAGGACUUCAAACAGCAAUUUCCUGUAUUACCGUACCUGGUGCUGGUUUUGAAGCAGUUUUUACUGCAGAGAGAGCUGAAUGAGGUUUUUACGGGAGGAAUUGGAUCAUACAGUCUGUUCCUCAUGGUUGUCAGCUUCUUACAGUUGCACUACAGAGAGGACGUGUGUAGUUCAAACCCAAACCUCGGUGUACUGUUGAUUGAGUUUUUUGAGCUGUACGGACGCCAUUUUAACUACCUGAAGACGGGGAUCAGGAUCAAAGACGGUGGCUCGUACGUGGCCAAGGAUGAAGUGCAGAAAGGCAUGCUGGAUGGGUACAGACCCUCUAUGCUUUACAUUGAGGAUCCUUUGCAGCCAGGAAAUGAUGUAGGGCGAAGUUCAUAUGGGGCGAUGCAGGUGAAAGAGGCUUUUGAUUAUGCUUAUGUUGUCUUAAGUCACGCUGUGUCCCCAAUUGCAAAGUACUACCCCAACAACAAGUCAGAGAGUAUUCUAGGUCGAAUAAUCCGUGUCACACAGGAAGUAGCAGAGUACCGUGACUGGAUCAGUGCGCAGUGGGGCCAGCGGAGCAACAAUGAGCCAGUCCUCAAUUGUAAUGCAAAUGAUGUCACGCGGCUAGUUGAGUCUGAGGAGCUUGAUGAGUGUAAUAAUAACUUUCCAGAAGAUAGUGCGGUACUUCCUGCUGUUCCCCGGAGCAAAGUGUCAUCAAACUCUUCCUCUCCUUCUUCAUCAUCGUCAUCGUCAUCGCCAUCUUCAAUAGCCUCUAGCUCAAGUGAUGCGGACUCUGAUGGAACGCCCUGUAAAACUUCGAAAGCUUUGGGCCGGAGCUCUAACUCUUACAGUGAGAAUACAGAAAGGAAUCUGUCCAAUCACAGGUCACAAAAUCAUUCAGCAACAAUGCCCACCCCCACUAAUAAGGGCAACAAGAGCCGACAGCUUGCUAACAAAAGUGCUCAAGGGCCACACAACAACCCCAACAAGAUCCAGCAAAACAGCAAGUCCCAAAAAAACAACAUGAAGAAGAGGAAACCUCAGCGUGAGGUAGCGCAUGAGGACUUUUGUAGAUAGGGGGAGCUGUUCUUGCAGACUCGCGCCUGCUCUUAAAAUCUCUGACCACAGAAGGGUGCUGCUGGUAUCAUUUAUCUCUCCUGUCCCACUGUUUAAGGGAUGUGUGUGACUUUGUAGCUGGAAAAGAAAAAGAAAAAAAAAAAAGAAUAAUUAAAGUGGGGCGUAGGCCAUGGGAUUGAAAUCAUGUGGGAGAGUUUAGGCCUGAUCUCCACUGGCUUCUGCACAGCUUCUGCUCACUGCCCUUAUGGGAGCUGCACUGCUCUACUGGAGAUGGGAGGACCAGAGAAUGUAGGGGAGAGAAUUCAACUUGAGCAAUACCUGAAGCCCUGGACUUUUGCCUCACUGAGGACAACUGAAAUAAAAAAAGGACUCUAAUUACAAAAAAGGUUAUAUUGAAAGUGCAAAGAUUUUUAAAUGUCUAAAAAAAAAUUGAAAAUGUAAUUAGUACAAGAGAAAUUAUGCAUGGUUUUUUUUUUUUUUUUUUGAAGAGUGGUUCUUUUGUCAUGUACGCAGAUUAUACAGAUAUUUGUACAAGAAAAAAAAAAUGAUACAAAAAGAAAAAAAAACAAAAAACACAAAAUACCCCAAAAAUAUUAUCCAACAUGAAAAUGGUUUCAUAAUACUUUUAUAGUAUUGUUCGAUUUUUGCCAUGCUAUAGAUGUACACACAUUAACCAGAAAACAGCUCUUCACAGCUAUGUACGGGUUUGGGUUCAAUUGCCAACACUUAUCAUCAGCCUCUUCUGCUGUUCUUGUGAUGAUGUGGUCGGGCAGUGUGAGAGAGAUGUUAGUAGUUGACUGCACAUCCGAAAACACACAUAACUCAGUGCACACUGUAUGAAUGUGUAUGUGUGAGCAGUCUGUCAGCAAGAGGAGUGAAGUGUGUAGAUCUGGAAAUUUGAAGAACACUACAGCUGUGGUUUUCAGUCUGCUUCUCGGAAUGAUCUGCCCAUCACAAAAUAAUUUGUAUUUGUUAAUGUAUUUAUUUUUAUCAAAGACAGUGGAUUUCUAUAUGCUGACCGCAGAGGCCAGACAUGUUUUGUGUUCUGUCUUAUGGCUGAGUGGCAAAACAUGAUUGUUGCUUGUCAUGUAGUGUGGUAUAUAUUUUUUCUGAAUGUCAAAUACCCUUUUUCCGAUAACAAUUGAGUGACCAAGUUUAUUUCUGAAAGUACAUUUUAACAGAGAUAUAAGAAAAAAAAAUGGUUUAAACAUUUUAAUUUGUGGCUGGUCUACUUAAAAAGAGAUGAGGUGAAUUAUUUUGUGUGAGUUUUAUUUUUUGUUGAUUUUAUUCUUUUUUUGUUUUUUUCUUUCUCCAUUCCACUGGAUCUUGAUGUAUUGUAAGAAUGCCUGUUCUCUCUAAAUUAAUAUUAUUGCAAUUCUUCAGAUAAACAGUAGGUGGUGGUGUAACAUAAGGUUAUUUCAUACACUGUAAUUCCCCUGUGACUUUUUGUUUUAAGAUUUGCCUAACAGUUUUCACAGAUCUCUGUAAGUUUAAGAGAUGAUGGCUUUUGAUGAGGUAAUAUUAGUUACUCCACCUGUGUUGAGUGUAUAUGAUGCUAAAAUGGAGUAUCAAUGCCAGUAGUAUGUCUUAAAACCAGAUGGAUGCCACUGAAAUAGAGUUGAGAGAAAUGCAGAGAUAGAAGAAUUGGAGGAUCAUUAGUGCCACAGCCAGUGCUCCAGACAGGUUUACUUCACAUGUAUCCAUGAUCAUCCAUGCAAUAAAAAUUACAGCACAACUAUCAAACAAUCAAGCUGGUACAUUUACUAAUUAUAAAAUUUCUGUUCAACACAUCUUUUCUUUCUUUGUUUUGAAAAGUUGAUAAACAUUUUGUACUUUCCUAAUGUUAAGUGUACUAAACGUUGUUUGGACAAUUUCUGAUAUUGUUUAAUGUCUUGACAUAGGGCAUUUAACUUAACCCUAGUGACUGAGCCAAGCAAAUGAAUGAUGUUCUAUAGUCAGCUGGUGCAGCAGAACAAAACUUAAUGAAAACCAUAAUUAAACCUGAUAUUAUUUUCUCUCUCCAAGUCCCAGUGACACUUUGUGAAAGACUAAAUGUAUCAAUUUCAACAAUAAUACUAAUCAUUUUUAAUACUAAUAAUUUUUACUACUAAUACAUUUUUUUUUUGCUUAACUUCAUAGUUCUGUUUUGGUUGAGGAAAUGUUUAAAAAUUUGCUAUAGGGUAGCAAAUUUACUUGACGCACAAACUUAUUUUCCAAUCGAAAAUACUUUUACCUUGCAUUCAGAGGAAUUUUGAAAAAUAUUUUGUUAGUUGCAGCUGCAUUCUGCACGCUACAGAACACCCGAUGUGUCAUUUUGCAAGUGCACCAGGUUUUAACAUGACACUGAAAGAGUUAAUAAUCUUAAAUCUGUUAAAAUCCCACCUGUGACUGUUCUCUCUUGACUGUGGGAGACAUAAUUUUUCCAGGUGGGACUCUUUACCCUAGACAGACUCAGACAUUUAUCUGAUCCUCAUCUCUAUUGUCUUUGGCAUGCCAAUAUAAUACUUUGCUAUUUAUAUGAUCUGUGAUUUAUUUGUAUAUAUAUGAAGAUAAUAUGGCAGUGAUUUGGGAACAGUAAUUGCUGCUUGAGCAGUCCUAUCACACUUUCCAAAAUCAGUCAACGAAAUAAUCCAAAAAAGAGUUACUGUUUAAUUAUACAUUUUUGUAUAUUUGCUACUUGUAGUGCCUGUCUGUGAAGUGUAGGCUAUUGCAGCUGCUUCACUGAUAUGCACAAAGCACAGGACUACAGCUUUCACAAUGUUUCUAUUGACUUCUCAAUAGUCAUGUCUAUGUCAAAAACUGGUAAUCCCAAAACUAAGCAAAUAUUGAAUAUGCAUAAACAAUUAUAUAUUUUAUUAUUUUUUAUAUAAUAUUUCAUGGUUGAUCUUUAUUUGGAAAAAAAAAAUGUUUUAAGUCAUUGUUUUGAGGCUGUGUCACUAUUAUUAGCUCUUAUAGGCUACUAUUAAGACAUCAAUGUUUUGUAUAUUUUUGUGAAAAUGAAAAGGGAAUAAAGCUCAAUUUUGGACUCAAUCAUAAGGAAGAUCUGUAUUCUAAAAUAAUAAAAUGCACUUUAAAAUCA
This is a messenger RNA of Onychostoma macrolepis, 5413 nucleotides long. RefSeq names its product terminal nucleotidyltransferase 4B (gene tent4b). Gene Ontology annotation, cellular component: nucleolus; TRAMP complex. The record is from RefSeq and is a predicted model, not a curated record. Lineage: Eukaryota; Metazoa; Chordata; Actinopteri; Cypriniformes; Cyprinidae. Gene Ontology annotation, biological process: RNA 3'-end processing. Gene Ontology annotation, molecular function: poly(A) RNA polymerase activity; mRNA binding.